CUCCCUCUCUCCCCUCCAGUUGCUGCCAAUCUCCCAGCAGUCAGACAUCAGUCCGAUUUCUCCGGGGGGCAGCCAGCGAUCCUGAGAAGGAGCAGAGGCACCGCCGCCACCCUGUCCCACCAAGCCGAACCCACCGGCAUAUCCGCGGCGCCGGGUCUGACCCGCUCCCUGCUGCUGCUGCUGAGCCGACUGCCACCGGCCCCGGGGGAGGAGAGUGAGACGCGGCGCCUCUUGUAUAAAGACACUGGGACAUUGUGAAGGCAGCAUUGGAAGUGUGCAGGGCAUGGCCGGGAGCGGACAUCUCACUCCGUGCACGGAUCUCCAGAGGUGGGGAGGCUUCCCAGUCACCUUGCUCCUGCUCUCCUCAGUGCCUGUGAUGUGCACUUCAUGGGGGACCGGCUUCCAAUACAAGUUCCCGGCGGCUCUGCAAAGCAGCAAGGACCAGCUAGGAAUCAUCAGCAACGGGUUUCUCAGCCGGAGGAACUGGUGUCCUUACACACUCACGAAGACAGUGUCCUGUCAAGUGCAGAAUGGAACCUAUGUGCAAAGGGUUUAUCAGAGCUGCAGAUGGCCAUUGGGUUGUCCCGGUGGGAUCAGUUACAGGGCAGUGAUACGACCAACGUAUAGACUGACGUACAAAACAGUGACGGCAGUGGAGUGGAAGUGCUGUGCCGGCUUCAGAGGGAGCAACUGUGAGGAAGAAACUGGAAAUUUCCUGGAAGCCGUGGAUGGCGGCCGUCAGAUAUCUCACAUCCGCAGAUUACAAGCAAAAUCAGGCGACCUUUCAAAUUGUUUGAACUGCAGUCGGAUUUCCCAGCUGACAGACCGUUUGGGAACACUGGAACAAAAGGUUGCACUACUGGCGGCCGCAGAGCCCGUGACCCCCCUAUUGACCAACCAUGGCCACCUAACAAGUAAAGGAGCGGCUGAAGAUGCCCACAAACUGCGAGGAGCCCCAGCGGCACGUGGUGUACCUGGAGUGCGGGGGCCUAAAGGUCCUCCUGGUGAAAGAGGAAAAGAUGGAUCUCCUGGCCAGGAUGGUCCAAAAGGUGAACCAGGAGUCCGAGGCCCAUCAGGAAUACCGGGAACACAAGGACCAGUCGGGCCGCCAGGUCCAGCAGGACACCAGGGAACGACAGGGGCAGCAGGAAUCCCUGGGGCCAGAGGUCUACCAGGACCCCCCGGUCCUCCAGGAACGCCGGGAACCACCGGACCCUCACGUGCCAACAUUCCUUAUCCGGGAUCGUCUGACUUUGGCUACACAUCGUCCAACAAUGCUGGUGAUUCAGUGCUGUCCAAUACCUUCACGGACACGGUAGUGACUGGCGUUCGAGGACCUCCUGGUUCACCUGGACCAGUAGGACCCAUGGGUUCAACUGGACCACAAGGACCCAUAGGACCACCGGGACCUCCUGGAAAAGAUGGUGCAACUGGGCGAGCGGGCUUGCCGGGGCCAGAAGGACCUAAAGGUGAAAAAGGAGACCGAGGCCUGUCUGGAUUACCUGGAGAAAAAGGUUACAGAGGAGAAACAGGGGGACCAGGAACAAAAGGAGAACCCGGAGAUAAAGGCCAGCCGGCUGUUAGUUGGCAGAUGAUCCAAGAUCUUCAAGCUGAAUUAGAAGUUCUGGCUAGAAGGGUAACCUUACUGGAAGCCAUCGUGUGGCCAGAACCUGAUCAUGGAUCUGGGGUUGACCCUUAUGCCACAAUACCUCCAAAUUUCUUCAGAGGUAAGCGAGGCAGCUUUGCAGCCUACAAGAUUAUCUCGCACAGGCUCGCACACAAAACCGAAGAGAAAUGAUUAAGGACAGUAUUAACGUCAGCCAAUGUCAACUGUUGGUGCCUUCUUACAACAACAGGUGGUAAACUGGGGUAAGCAGAUUACCAAACCACUGGAAUUGUUAUAUUUGUCCUAAGUGUAAUACAUCAGCGGACUAACUUGAUUUGCCUCAUCCAACGGUGGGCAUUUUCCUUUAUAUGUACUGAAAAUGAUUUGCAUUCGAGGCUGCUUUCUUAAUGGGAAUCUCAGAGAUAUGAUAUAGAUAUCAUGCAUUGGUUCACCACAGUUGACUAUUCUGUGGUUUCUCAUUAUGAGCACUGGUGAAUAUUCCACAAGGCAGCCACUGGUGCUUCCUCUCCUAUGUUUUGUGAAAAUGUUUACUUUGUCUUUUACUUUCUAUCACAAGUAGAUUAAUGUUUCUGAAAUUCUGUAUAAUCAUCAGUUUACAUUAUGUACUUAAAUCAUAGUUUAAUUACGUGGAGAUAUUUUUAUUUUUAAUGAGACACCAUCCCUUGGUCACCUUCCAUCUUGUUAUCUCCAACAAAAACCACACCUGCUGAUUCAGUGCAGGAUUAUUCACUCUCUUUUAUAUUCAAAUUAUGGUGUAAUUGCCCAACAAUCUCUGUGUACUCAGGGUAUUGACUUUUAUUUUUGAUUUUAAAAUGGGUUUGCCAGUAACGACUCUUCAAUUAGAAUGUAACUAUUUUAGAUCAAAGGUAAAGAACAAUUACAGAGAUUCUUUUUUUUAAACUCUCUUUUAAAUGUGUUUUUACAAGAGCAAGGCAUACAAAUUUGUUACCUUGCCAGUGGUGUAGCUACACUGCAAUAUUUGGUUUUGGAAUACACCACUUCCCAUCCAUUCAUUAUUUGUGAGGAGAAGUUAACAUCAGGAUGCAUUUUAAUAUGUAUUUUAACAACUGGAAUUAAUGUUUGGGAGAAGCUUCACAAAAUGGGAUCCUGUCUCUUUAAAUUCUAUUGAAAGUGUUUUGUUGAUCUCCUGUUACAUCAUGAUAGUAAGAGGCUGGCUGUAAAGGAAAUCGUUUUAAGUGAGCUGUUGCAUUUGUUGCACCUUGAUCAAAAUAAGUAUAGUUUCAAAAUUUUAUUCACAAUAUUAAAAUAAUCCAUGCCUUAUUCAUCACAAGAAACACACAUUUUCUGUUACAUCUGAACAUUACAUUUCAGCAAUUCUUCAAACAUUUUUUAUCUUUGUAGUUCUAACAGACAAAUGUUAAAAUAGAUAGCCAAUCAGCAAAAAAUAUGGAUUACUUACACACCAAAUCAAUACACACCAGAGAAAUGAGGACUGCUCCUUAAAAUUCUACAUCAUAAUAAAUAGGAUAUUUCACCAUCUCGGCAUGAAAAUAUACUAUAAGUAUUUAUCUACAGAUAUCUCUGAAUUUGUACUUGAAGGUAGCAUUUCAAUUACAGCCACUUAAACGUGUCUUACUGGUGCUAAGAGUGCAGUGUUUAACUUUGUAAUUAAGGCAACGUGCGACUCUGAUUUGGUUUGUAUUUGUUUUUAUCCACGGAUCUUUGUAUUUUGACAAUGGGCUUUUAAUGCAGGUUGCUGGCCAAAGUAUUCACUUAUUCACUAUAUGUACAAUGUGCAACUUUUGGUGCCACUAUGUUUUUAUGAUGCUGUCUUUAAGAGCGUACUUACUUCCAUGUACAGAGCACUGUUUUAUACCAACUAUGAGAAGUGUGUCAAAAAUAUUCAUUAAAGGAUAAAUUAAGUCUU
Molecule: messenger RNA, 3515 nt
Organism: Leucoraja erinaceus (little skate)
Lineage: Eukaryota; Metazoa; Chordata; Chondrichthyes; Rajiformes; Rajidae
Gene: emid1
Product: EMI domain containing 1
Exons: 16
Coding region: 284-1798 (504 amino acids)
Molecular function (GO): protein binding
Source: RefSeq, a predicted model, not a curated record